Symbiodinium sp. CCMP2592 is the source of this 636-nucleotide messenger RNA. The record is from the annotation of a GenBank genome assembly. Lineage: Eukaryota; Dinophyceae; Suessiales; Symbiodiniaceae.
AUGGGUAGUCAUCAUUCCACCCCAAAUGGCAGCAUCGACACGAACGCACUCGAGUGGGAUGUGGACAUGAACAACGUCAAGGCCACCGGCCUGGUGACCAUCGAGAUCAUCGGGACAGGAUGCCAGUCAGGCGAGACAUGGACUGUCGGUAGCACAAGCGCGUCUGGAGCCCGGGUGCAUUUUGUCGUGAAUUCGGGCAGGCACGCGAUGGUGCUUCUGACCGGCGGCUUCUACUCAACGAACCAACCGGGGAAGACAUAUGCUUAUGUCCUCAUCGAGCGCAUAGUGGACCAUCAAAAGUACAGGCUCAUUCAUAACAUCAAGCAGUACACGGGCUGGAAAUCGUGGGAGCUCUAUGAUUGCGGCAUCACGAUGGCCACUGCAGACAAGUUGGUCGAUAUCGCCAGGGAAGAUCUUAAGCGCAGGUGGGCGUCUGAUUUUCGCAACCCCAUGCAGAAUGGCGAGGAAAGCUUUUGCCUCUUCUACGCCAUGAACGUGCUCCGCGCCCUGGGGGUCCUCAAGAAUCUCAAGCCGGUGGACGCAGAGUUGUGGACUAAGGACCAGAUGUCACAGAUCAUCAAAUUUGUGGACCCUUCGUGGAAGUCGCCACCGGAGUGGCCUUGCGUGCUGAUGUGA